GAGGCAGCCCGCGGAACCUGCUUCCCUCAGCGCAGCGGAGCCUGGUUCCGGGCUGUCCCCGGAGCGGGCCAUGCCCCCGCGGGAGUUGAGCGAGGCCGAGUCGUCCCCGCUCCGGGCCCCGACCCCUCCCCCGCGGCGGGGGAGCGCGCCCCCGGAGCUGGGCAUCAAGUGCGUGCUGGUGGGCGACGGCGCCGUGGGCAAGAGCAGCCUCAUCGUCAGCUACACCUGCAAUGGGUACCCCGCGCGCUACCGGCCCACGGCGCUGGACACCUUCUCCGUGCAAGUCCUAGUGGAUGGAGCCCCCGUGCGCAUUGAGCUUUGGGACACAGCGGGACAGGAAGAUUUUGACCGUCUUCGCUCCCUCUGCUACACGGAUACUGAUGUCUUCUUGGCCUGCUUCAGCGUGGUGCAGCCCAGCUCCUUCCAAAACAUCACAGAGAAAUGGCUGCCCGAGAUCCGCACUCACAACCCCCAGGCGCCCGUGCUGCUGGUGGGCACCCAGGCCGACCUGAGGGACGAUGUCAAUGUUCUGAUUCAGCUGGACCAGGGGGGUCGGGAGGGCCCCGUGCCCCAACCUCAGGCUCAGGGUCUGGCGGAGAAGAUCCGGGCCUGCUGCUACCUAGAGUGCUCCGCCUUGACGCAGAAGAACUUGAAGGAGGUGUUUGACUCGGCCAUUCUCAGUGCUAUCGAGCACAAAGCCCGGCUGGAGAAGAAGCUGAAUGCCAAAGGUGUGCGCACCCUCUCCCGCUGCCGCUGGAAGAAGUUCUUCUGCUUUGUUUGAACUGCUAUCGCAGGGUAGGGAGCAGUAGGCCACCGGCCACAGACUUCUGGAACCUGGGGCAAGGGGCCUUUGAGGGGGCUACUGGCAGAGCCAGGCCACUCCAUAGGACUCAGUUCCCUUAUGAACACUGUGGGGACUCGGGCCUCUAACUGCCCACACUUACAUGCCAGGGUGAGCCUAGGGCCUGGAGGAAGGAAAGCUCUGACUUGGAUUUCUGUGGUCAAGGCUCUCAGAGAAAUCCCAGCACUUUGGUUUUCAUGGGGUGGUUCUAACAAUGUCAGCCACCUUCACACAGUUUGGGAUCCAAUUCCCAGUUUCUUAUCAUAGGCCCUCACAUCAGCCUGGCUGAAUUAGGACCCCUUGUGGUCUCCACCCCUUCCUUGUCACAGGGGUGAGGAAGAGCCUGGGGAACAGCUGGGAAUCUUGAAGGGCUGGAAGGUGUCCAGCUCUGAUUUGGAGAGAAGUUUGGGAUGGACUAGUAAGACAAAGAUCAGUGAGAGAUUGAGAGGGAGCAGGAAGCAAGGCCCUGGAGCCUUGGGACUGGAGGCAGACUGGGGAGGAGGAGGCGAAACAGAGGGCUAGGCCUGGAAGUACGAAGAGCAAGGAGAAGGAGAGCAGAGAAGUGGGGCAGCAGAGGAGCAAGGCUGACACCUGGGCUGCCCUCAACCCCCAAGGCUAGGGAGGGCGGGGCUGGUCCCUGGGAAGAACUGAGUCUCAGGGCUCCCUAGGCACUGCCCAAACUGGCUGGGCCAGGAGUGGGGCAGGAAGUGAGAGGCAAGGCCCAGCAAGAGGAGGGGGAGGAGCUGCAAACUAGAGCCUGAAGGAGGAGGCUGGGGUCGCCUCUUUCUCCAAGGUCACAGCCUAGAAGAUAGAGCAGUGCAGAGUCUGCAAAUAAAGUCUUAAGUUUCUGAA
Molecule: messenger RNA, 1693 nt
Organism: Diceros bicornis minor
Lineage: Eukaryota; Metazoa; Chordata; Mammalia; Perissodactyla; Rhinocerotidae
Gene: RHOV
Product: ras homolog family member V
Exons: 3
Coding region: 71-781 (236 amino acids)
Biological process (GO): small GTPase-mediated signal transduction
Molecular function (GO): GTP binding; GTPase activity
Source: RefSeq, a predicted model, not a curated record